This is a messenger RNA of Scheffersomyces coipomensis, 354 nucleotides long. RefSeq lists its product as uncharacterized. The transcript has a single exon. The record is from RefSeq and is a predicted model, not a curated record. NCBI's taxonomy places the organism in Eukaryota, Fungi, Ascomycota, Pichiomycetes, Serinales, Debaryomycetaceae. Bases 1 to 354 code for a protein of 117 amino acids.
AUGGAUUGGAGAUUACCGAACGGGAGAAGAAUUUGUGGCUUUUACCUACUAACAGAGGAAACGUCUAAUGAUUACCCUGGUUCAGAAGAAGAAUUCCAAAAUUUAGUAAGGUCUGCUAUAAAAGCUCUCCAUUCAAAUAAUGUCCAUCUUGGAGGUUCGGAAAGCAUUAGUUAUGACGCCAUUGACAAACAAGUUAUAUUUUCUGAUUUUCAAAAUUCAAGACGAAAAAAUGGGUGCUUGCUUUGGGAUAAUCAAUUAUAUAUUCCUUCUGGAAUUAUUGAAAAUUCAAGAAAGCAUCAAAUUGUCCUCUUAAAGGAUGCAGUUCACGAAUCUUUUAAAAACAAGCGUUUAUAG